UGCAACCCAGAUACAUGGCCGCAGCAUGUCGCUAUGGAGGAAAUAGAACCAAAGUCUUCUAAUCUGCUUAUUGUCAGUCCAGCAAUCGGGUUGAAUAGAUAUGAAGCAUUUCGUCUUUGUUUACCUUAUCGAAUCAUGGAACGUAGCGAAAAUUAUCGUUUUUUGUCUGAAGUAUCGAGGCAGCGGGACGUAUAGCCUAAAUUAAUUUGAAGUGAUGUUUACUCUCACAGAGGUAGCCGCCUUGAAUGACAUCCAGCCAACCUAUCGUAUCUUGAAACCAUGGUGGGAUGUCUUUAUGGACUACCUGGGUGUCGUCAUGCUGAUGCUCGCCAUUUUUUCUGGAACUAUGCAGUUAACCAAAGACCAAGUGGUUUGCCUUCCUGUCCAGGAACCAGCUGCAGAGGACAACAGUGGCUUCACAACUCUGCAGCCAGCAGAGGGGUCUGGUUCUGGGUCAGGAAAUGGAGGGAGUAGGGUGACGCUAGCUGCUGCACCCCUAAUUACUAAGGAUCUACCAGAUAGUGUUGUUCAGGAAAUUCACUUAACACAGUUUGGUGGUCUUAGACAUCAACCUCUGCCAACAGGCGUCAGGACAAACCUGGACUUUCAGCAGUAUGUUUUUGUCAAUCAGAUGUGCUACCAUGUCGCCCUGCCAUGGUACUCUAAGUACUUUCCAUACCUCGCUCUCAUACACACCAUUGUGCUCAUGGUCAGCAGCAACUUUUGGUUCAAAUAUCCUAAGACUAGUUCAAAAAUAGAGCAUUUUGUGGGAAUAUUAGGCAAAUGUUUUGAGUCUCCUUGGACGACCAAGGCAUUGUCAGAAACGGCCUGUGAGGACUCAGAGGAGAAUAAGCAAAGACUCAUUGGUGCCCCCUCCCUACCAAAACAUUUCUCAACCAGCAGUGAAGAGGGAAGUCCUAACCAGUCCACCCCAAUGCUGGCUAAAUCUGGGGUCAAGUUCACUGCUGAUAAGCCUGUCAUUGAAGUCCCAUGCAUGACCAUACUGGAUAAGAAAGAUGGAGAGCAGGCCAAGGCUCUAUUUGAAAAGGUUAGGAAGUUCCGUGCCCAUGUAGAAGACAGUGAUUUGAUCUACAAGCUCUAUGUUGCCCAAACAGUAAUCAAAACAGUAAAAUUCAUUUUAAUCUUAUGUUACACAAUGACAUUUGUUGCUGCAAUUGACUUUGACCAUGUGUGUGAGCCUGACAUAAAACAUUUGACUGGGUAUGCUAAAUUCCAAUGUACACAUAAUAUGGCUUUUAUGUUGCGUAAGCUGCUUGUCAGCUAUAUUUCCCUUGUCUGUAUAUAUGGCCUUAUCUGUAUAUACACCCUCUUCUGGCUGUUUCGACGACCUCUUAAGGAGUACUCUUUUGAGAAAGUCAGGGAGGAGAGCAGCUUCAGUGACAUUCCUGAUGUAAAGAAUGACUUUGCGUUUCUCUUGCACAUGGUGGAUCAGUAUGACCAGCUGUACUCUAAGCGUUUCGGCGUCUUCCUCUCUGAAGUCAGUGAGAACAAGCUGCGGGAGAUUAGUUUAAAUCAUGAGUGGACCUUUGAGAAACUCAGACAGCACGUAACUCGCAACGCUCAGGACAAACUGGAGCUCCAUCUCUUCAUGUUGUCAGGUCUGCCAGAUGCUGUCUUUGACCUGACGGAUCUUGAGAUCUUGAAGCUGGAGCUGAUUCCAGAGGCCAGGAUAACAGCCAAGAUCUCACAGAUGAUAAACCUUCAAGAGCUUCACUUUUACCAUUGUCCUGCUAAAGUCGAGCAGACAGCAUUCAGUUUCCUUCGCGACCACCUCCGUUGCCUUCAUGUCAAGUUUACGGAUGUGGCGGAGAUUCCCACCUGGGUAUACCUUUUGAAAAGCCUGAGGGAGCUGUAUUUGGUCGGGAAUCUGAAUUCUGAAAACAACAAGAUGAUCGGAUUAGAAUCUCUCAGAGACCUGAGGCAUCUGAAAAUCUUGCAUCUAAAAAGUAACUUGACAAAGGUCCCAACCAACAUAACAGACCUGUCUCCACACUUGAUCAAGCUGGUGAUACAUAAUGAUGGUACUAAACUCCUGGUACUGAACAGUUUAAAGAAAAUGAUGAACCUAGCUGAACUGGAGCUUCACAACUGUGAACUGGAAAGGAUUCCUCAUGCUAUUUUCAGUCUGACCAACCUGCAGGAGCUAGAUCUGAAAUCCAACAACAUUCGUACCAUUGAGGAGGUCAUCAGCUUUCAGCACCUCAAUAGGCUUAUUUGCCUUAAACUGUGGCACAAUAAAAUCAUCACCAUUCCAUUAUCCAUAAGCCAUGUUAAAAAUCUAGAGUCCCUCUACCUUUCGCACAACAAACUUGAAUCUCUGCCCGUACCUUUGUUUAACCUGCUCAAGCUGAGGUAUUUGGAUGUUAGCCACAACUCCAUAGUGGUAAUCCCUCUUGAGAUUGGCUUCAUGCAGAACCUUCAACACUUUGCCAUAACUGGCAACAAGGUGGAGGUGGUACCCAAGCAGCUGUUUAAGUGCACCAAACUAAAGACACUAUGUCUGGGACACAACUGUAUAUCUGUCCUUCCAGAGAAGAUUGGCAAUCUGGUGCAGCUAACAAACUUGGAGCUGAAGGGAAACUGUCUUGACCGCCUUCCUGCCCAGCUAGGCCAGUGUCGCCUCCUCAGAAGGAACUGCCUGGUAGUGGAGGACCACCUUUUUGACUCACUCCCACUUGACGUGAAGGAGAGUAUUAAUCAGGAAGCCAAUGUUCCCUUUGCUAAUGGGGUGUGAAUGUGUAAGAAAGGUUUGACACUUUUCCCAUACAAUAAUGGGAUAUGAAAAAGUGUCAAGAACUCAACAUUCUUUGUAUGCAGACAGAACAGAAUAAAAGACUUUUGCUCAGGGCUGAGUCAUCUUGAUAGCACAGAGGAUGGUUUAAACGUUUAGAGUUUAGCACUGUGCUAUCUGGUUUGGAGAGUUUAGAACAGUGGAAGAUGCUAGAAUGGUUGUCUGGUUCUAGUGUGACAAAGUAAUGAGCUAGUUCCAGAAUAACAGAUAGGUUCCAGACUUAGGGACUUGUUCCAGAGUGGCUUAGUUAUAGAAUGACUGCAAUAGAUACGUUAAAGAGGUCAAUGGAAAGCGUGAGUGGAGAGAGCAGAAGAACGCUGUACAAGGUGGAUAUUCAUAAAAUCCAUAGUAAAUUUUUAGUAGUCAACUGUUACAGGCCCAUAAUGUAUUUACCCACAUUUAUGUCUGUGUAAAACCACUAUAUAAUUUCAAUGAUUGUUGGGUCAAAUUCAUAGAUGCCAGUAAUGCAGUCACCUCCAAAACAGUUGAUAAAGAUGAGCACAAAAUUCUGCUUGAGAUAGGUAGAUACAAAUUAUAUCAAGCUAAAAAAUAUUAGUUUAUUGAGAUUUAUUUAUUUUGUUGUAAAAGAAAAACAAAACACUGUUGGUGUUAAAAUCCUUGGCAACAAUAACAAUUCUUAAAAAGAAAAAAUACAUCUGUAUAAGUGUUCUUUUAAAGUUUACUAACACAGUAAUAACUACAGUAACAACAUCGUAUUUACACAUUCACUACUGAUUAUUAUUACUACAGUACAGUUAUUACACAUCAUGUUAUUCCAAUGAGUAACUAAUGAUUUGGAGUUGCAGGUUUGAAACCCAACUGUUAAUUACCAUUAACAUCACAUUUGAUCCUUUUCCAUAGGUCAGGCAUUUUCAAACUUUUUUGGGGCCUGGGACCAGCAGUGCAUGGCCUUCUUUUUCUUGGGCUGCUUUUGUGAAGAAAAUAUUGAU
This is a messenger RNA of Esox lucius (northern pike), 3762 nucleotides long. RefSeq names its product leucine rich repeat containing 8 VRAC subunit Db (gene lrrc8db). NCBI's taxonomy places the organism in Eukaryota, Metazoa, Chordata, Actinopteri, Esociformes, Esocidae. The transcript is spliced from 2 exons. The record is from RefSeq and is a predicted model, not a curated record. The coding region runs from base 215 to 2755 and encodes 846 amino acids. Gene Ontology annotation, molecular function: protein binding.